AUGGCAAGCAACAUAUAUGCGUAUGUGACCAAGUCGCCUACGUCUGGCAACGGGCUCUUCGCAAAGAAAGAGGUUGGUGGCGGCGAGCUGAUAGUGAAGCUGGCACGGCCGAUGAUAGCAGCUCUGGACUACUCGAGGCUUGAAGAUACGUGUGCGAAUUGCUAUGCGAGCAAGACGGCAUCAUCGAUUCGCAACCGUGAGUAUGGAAAGGCAGGUGAGCAAUUCUUCAAACUCAGUGCCUGCACUGGCUGCAAGGUUGUCAAAUACUGUGGCAAGGUGAGGGACAAGAGGCGCGUCAGGUUCAGUAUCCAUGGACUGACUGACAGGACCAAGAAAUGUCAAUCGCGAGCGUGGAAACGGCACCACAAGGUGAAUUGUAAGCUUUUCAAUCGAAUCCCCACCCGGCUUCUGUCGAACGCGGUUCGGGCGAUAUUGCAGAUCCGUGCAAUGGAAGCUCUCGGCACGUUGGAAGAGCACUGGCACGCGUUUGCAGGUCUGGAGUCGCAUGCAGAGCAGUUCAGCGGGCAACACCGCAAGUAUUGGAACGAGACGGAGCAGGUGCUUUCCUUGCUGGAUCAGUUCACGCAAGAAGAGAUGCAAAUCCGAGGCAUGGCUAAGCAAGACUUGCAUGGUCGAGUCCUCACGAACAGCCUGACACUGGUGACGGCGGUGUUUGACCCUAUCGGAAUCUGCCUCGAUCCGCUGGUGGCAGCGUCGAACCAUUCAUGUGAGCCAAACGCGGCGAUAGUGAUGGAUGGGCCAGAGCUGUCGAUGAGGUCGCUACGUCGAAUAGCAAAGGACGAGGAGAUCUUCAUUGCAUAUGUCGACACGACCAAUCCAUUUUCUUAUCGUCAGCAGGAGCUCAGUAGUCGGUACUUCUUUGAUUGCUCAUGUAGGAAAUGCCGGACAGGAUCAGAGCUCGAGAUGGAAAAAGACAGGAACAAAGCUGCAGUACAGGCGGCAGGAUUGGAGAAGCUGAAGCAGGCCAAGAAGGCUGGAGCAGCCGAAGCGGUCACGAAGCUUGAGGAUGGACUGAAGAUGUGCUUUGAGUGUGGAGCGAUUGGACUGACCGAACAACCGUACGCAGCAUUACGGCAUAGCUUGAUGGUGAAUCUCAUCAGCAGCGGCAAAUACGAUGUGGGAUUUAUGCAGGGCAUCAAGAUGUACUGUCAUGUUGAACCAGGCAUCUUUGACGAGUCAUUCCACCCGGUCAGAGUGGCUCGCAACUGGGUUCUCCUGCGGCUGAUAUGUGCACUUCUGGCCGACUACAGAUAUCGCGAGUACAUGAGUGAGUUGAUGGCAAGAAGUGGCGUUGAUUUCGCGAUUGUUGUAUAUCACAUGUUCCAAGAUGUGGUUGACGCGGUGGACAAGAGUCAUGGACGGGAGAGCAGCUUGGCCAAGAGUAUCGGGGAGGAGUUUGAGGCGACGCUGGACACGCUGGAUGCGCGAGAUGCGGGGAUGAAAGCAGCGUAUUCUGCAGCACGGGCAGCGCAGUUUUCAAAACUGGAGCAGCUGGCAAACACGGUCGAGAUGUGA
Messenger RNA from Pseudovirgaria hyperparasitica, 1536 nucleotides. Its product is annotated as SET domain-containing protein. Gene Ontology annotation, cellular component: nucleus. The record is from RefSeq and is a predicted model, not a curated record. The transcript has 2 exons. Lineage: Eukaryota; Fungi; Ascomycota; Dothideomycetes; Acrospermales; Acrospermaceae. The coding region runs from base 1 to 1536 and encodes 511 amino acids. Gene Ontology annotation, molecular function: protein binding.